AAACCAAACCUCCAUACCAGUCCUCCACAUAUAUCACCAGAAGAAGAGAAAGCAAGAGAGUAAAGCAAAGCAGAAACAAUGGCAGCAAUGGCGAAGCUGUCGUCCCCAGCAUUUGCAGGGCAGAUGGUGAAUGGCGACUUCGCCAGACAAUUGAGGGCAUUGAACGUGGGAGAGCGAGUCAACAUGAGGAGAGGCGCCACCAAAGCCCCUGUCUCAAGCUCCCCCUGGUACGGCCCAGACAGGGUGAAAUACUUGGGACCCUUCUCUGGUGAGCCCCCAUCCUACCUGACCGGUGAAUUCCCCGGUGACUACGGGUGGGACACCGCCGGUCUGUCAGCAGACCCAGAGACUUUUGCCAAGAACAGAGAGCUGGAAGUUAUUCAUGCCCGGUGGGCAAUGUUGGGAGCUCUCGGGUGCGUUUUCCCGGAGCUUCUGAGCCGAAAUGGUGUGAAGUUCGGGGAAGCGGUUUGGUUCAAGGCGGGCUCACAGAUCUUCAGUGAGGGCGGUUUGGACUAUUUGGGCAACCCUAGCCUGGUGCACGCACAGAGCAUCCUUGCCAUCUGGGCAUGCCAGGUCAUCCUCAUGGGUGCCGUUGAGGGCUACCGUGUGGCUGGUGGACCGCUCGGGGAGAUCACUGACCCGCUUUAUCCCGGUGGGAGCUUUGAUCCCCUCGGCUUGGCUGAUGACCCUGAGGCUUUUGCAGAGCUUAAGGUUAAGGAGAUCAAGAAUGGCCGGCUUGCUAUGUUUUCUAUGUUUGGGUUCUACGUGCAGGCUAUCGUUACCGGAAAAGGUCCCCUGGAGAACUUGGCCGACCAUCUGGCAGACCCUGUCAACAACAACGCCUGGGCUUAUGCCACUAACUUUGUUCCCGGGAAGUGAGCGUUCUCAUCGUUUCAGUCUCUCGUAACAGCUUUGUGGUGAAGGAAGCACCAAGGGCCGUUAAGUUUCUUAUCUCUCGCCAAUUUCAAUCAAUUCUGUGCAUAUGUUAUUAUUAUUAUGUAUUGCUCUGUUUUGUUUAAAUUUUAAUGGAGAUUAUGGCUCGUUAAAUGUGGCUAAAGUGCAAUGUAUAUGUUAAUUAAUGUAGAUGUGUCUCCUUCUCGUCC
Cryptomeria japonica (Japanese cedar) is the source of this 1103-nucleotide messenger RNA. Its product is annotated as chlorophyll a-b binding protein of LHCII type 1. Gene Ontology annotation, cellular component: plastoglobule; chloroplast envelope; chloroplast thylakoid membrane. The record is from RefSeq and is a predicted model, not a curated record. The coding region runs from base 79 to 879 and encodes 266 amino acids. Lineage: Eukaryota; Viridiplantae; Streptophyta; Pinopsida; Cupressales; Cupressaceae. Gene Ontology annotation, biological process: photosynthesis, light harvesting in photosystem I; response to light stimulus. The transcript has a single exon.